AUGAUUAUUUGUUCAACAAUUCAAAAAGAGGUUGUGGAUGCUUGUACUAAAGAAACAAUUAAAGCUAUCAUCAAAGACUUGGAUGGUGAUUAUUUUGGAAUACUAGUUGAUGAAUCAAAUGACAUUUCACAUAAAGAGCAAAUGGCACUAGUUUUACGAUAUGUUAACAAAAAUGGAGAGUUGAUAGAAAGCCUUUUGGGUAUUGUUCAUGUGGGUGAUACAUCUGCAAGAUCAUUGCAAAAAGUAAUUUUCUCGUUAGUUUUGGAUCACUCGUUAUGCCUAUCAAGACUCCGUGGACAAGGUUAUGAUGGAGCUAGUAAUAUGCAAGGAGAUAAAAAUGGCCUUAAGUCUUUGAUUUUGCAAGAUGCUUCGUCCGCAUAUUAUAUUCAUUGUUUUGCUCACCAAUUGCAAUUAACACUUGUGGCUCUUUCUAAAAAACAUCUGGAUGUGAAAAUUUUCUUUUAUGAUGUCAUUAAUGUUUUGAAUACUAUUGGGACAUCUUUUAAAUGUAGGGACUUACUUCGACAACACCAAGUUGAGAAGUUGGAAGAAUUACUUAAAUCUGGAGAAAUUCUUACCGGACAAGGAUUAAAUCAAGAACGUGGCCUCAAACGACCGGGUGAUACUCGUUGGGGAUCCCAUUUCAAGACCUUGGAGAAUUUCAUGAUUAUAUUUUCUUCAAUUGCUAAUGUGCUUAAAGAUAUGAAAGAAGAUUCUCCACAUGAUCUUGAUAAACAUGCGGCAUAUAACCUUUUAGAUAAAAUUCAAGAAUUUGAAUUUAUCUUUGUGUUGCAUUUGAUGUUCAAGAUGUUGCUUCUUACAAAUGAAUUGAACAAAGCUUUACAAAAGAAAGAUCAAGAUAUUGUCAAUGCUAUGGGAUUGCUUAAUAUUUCAAAGAGAAGAUUACAAUCAAUGAGAGAGUGGUUUGGAGUCUUUGAUGGAUGA
Messenger RNA from Solanum verrucosum, 945 nucleotides. RefSeq lists its product as uncharacterized. The record is from RefSeq and is a predicted model, not a curated record. Lineage: Eukaryota; Viridiplantae; Streptophyta; Magnoliopsida; Solanales; Solanaceae. Bases 1 to 945 code for a protein of 314 amino acids. The transcript has a single exon.